Messenger RNA from Protopolystoma xenopodis, 273 nucleotides. NCBI's taxonomy places the organism in Eukaryota, Metazoa, Platyhelminthes, Monogenea, Polystomatidea, Polystomatidae. The record is from the annotation of a GenBank genome assembly.
AUGGAAGUUAGGUCGUGUAGCCAAGAAGCUAAUGAUAAUUACGAAUACGAGGAUAAUUUUGAUUAUAACGAACCGGAUAUUGAUUUUGACUUUGAAAAGUUGGUUUCUGACAUUACUAGCGAUUUAUCAAGGUCCAACUCCUCUAUAUCAGAUCUUGAAUCAUUUAAAUACAAAGAACUUGAAUUAGAGGCUGUGGAGUGUCUCCUGAAUGAGAGCGUUGAUAGCCUGUGCAAGCUUAUUGGCGUAAGUGAACCUCUCAUACCUCCACCAUAG